AUGACAGUGAAUAACCAGUCCCAGUCCCAAGCUCAAGCAGUGGAGAUAUCCGAGGAGGAGCGUCAAAAUGGAAAAUAUUCUGAUCUCUCUCUUCAGAAGGCUCUUGAAGGAAUGCACCAAGACGGAUUGGUUGUACUCAAGGGCGUUGUCAAGUUGGAUCACAUCGCAGCACUUAAUCGGCAGAUGAGUGCGGCUGCUGAGAAGAAAAGAGACGACCCUACUCAGAAUUAUAAUCAUUCAGUGAAAUCGAACUUCCUCCAGAGACCGCCUGUCACUAAACCCGACCUUUUGUAUGACGAUAUCUACUACAAUCCAUUCGUUCUACAACUAGCCAACGCAUAUCUCGGCCAUAAACCUAUUUGGAACUGGCUAACUGCCAAUACCGCCCUUUCCAACACGGGAGGAAUGCGCCAAGGAGUCCACAAAGAUAACGCGUUCAUACAUCCUCAAUAUCCAUACUUUUUCAUCGCAAACAUCCCCCUAUGCUCAACUAGUAUUGAGAAUGGAGCGACUGAGUUCUGGCUUGGAUCUCAUGCACACACAUCCAAUCACGAUCAAAUCGUUGCCACAAAGCCGGAGCAGGUAACAGGGCAUUAUCUUAUGGGUGAGCCUCUUCCUGCUAUUACCCAAGAGGCGCAGGAUGCGCGUCGAAUGAUUCGUCCUCCUAUCCAGCAGACUUGUGCUGCGGGUGAUAUCAUGGUUCGUGAUAUUAGGCUUUGGCAUGCUGGGAUGCCUAAUGAGACUGACACUCAUCGUAUUAUGCUUGGACUUGGAUAUCAGAGCAUGACGUGCCACCUCCCAGCUUCUCAGAAGAGCUUCUUUGAGAGCACUCCUUCAAAUGUCGAAGCUCGGGCUGUGUUCUAUGAUGAAGAUGCGUUCGAAAAGACGACUCGAGAUACUGAAUUCAAUCUGAAGCCUGUGUAUUCUUAG
This is a messenger RNA of Penicillium angulare, 930 nucleotides long. Its product is annotated as phytanoyl-CoA dioxygenase family protein. The record is from RefSeq and is a predicted model, not a curated record. The transcript is spliced from 4 exons. Bases 1 to 930 code for a protein of 309 amino acids. Lineage: Eukaryota; Fungi; Ascomycota; Eurotiomycetes; Eurotiales; Aspergillaceae.